UUGUAUCCCUAAAUAUAAUUGUUUACAGUCCUCGUAUUUUGGGAAUGUAAAGGUACGUCACGCCGUGUUGCAUUUUGGGAGGUGGUCACCAUCUCGUGAGGAACGCGCUCUGUUCUGCUACCUGUGCCUGCUACGUUAGUUACCUGCUUACCUUAUGUUUUGUUUGGCUAAAAAGUUGGUCAAGUCGAUCAAAUCGGGAGAAGGGAAGAGAGAAAGAAAAGGCACCCUCCGGGUGAAACUGAAUUGCAAUGCCAAGCAACGGCAUUUGGACAAACUAAGCACGAUAAACACCAUAGAUCCAUAUGACUUGGCAGCCCAAGAUGCACCACUCACAUUGUAAACUAUCUCGUUUUUGGAUGAGAAAAAACAGUGAGCAGGUGACAGUUUUGCGGGCAGGAGAGCAAGGAUAGUGCUCUCGGGGAGAACAGUCAUGUGCUCCUUCGGAUUCUGCACGCAUAAAGCAUGGUUUUCUCCUCACAGGCAACAAUAUUGCUCGCACGAUCGGAGAUAUUCUGUCAUACGUGGCCUUUUACUGGAUGAUGUUUUGAACCCAGACAACCUUUUUUAUUCAGUGACAAAAUCAUACUAUCUGAUGUGAAAAACAUCAUGAGAUGUGUCCAUAAGAGACUACCUAACCAAGACAACAAAAAGCUCAAUGCUUUCCUGAAGGAUAAAAUCAGCGAUUUGGAGACAGACAAGAGGGAGCUGGUCGGUGUCUUUGGUAAAACUGGGGCUGGAAAGAGCUCUUUGAUAAAUGCCGUCAUUGGAGAGAAGAAUCUUCUGCCCUCUGGAAGCAUCAGUGCAUGUACCACAGUCAUGAUUAAAGUGGAGACUAACAUGCAGAGCCAAAAGUAUGAGGCAGACAUUGAGUUCAUUCCAAAAGAGGAGUGGAAAGAUGAGUUGUGGUCCUUGUUUAAUUUCCUUGGGGAUAAUGCAGAUCAGGAAGAGGAAGAUGAUGAUUAUCUUGAGACUGCUGAAAAGCUGUCAGCGCUGUAUGGAGAAGAAUGGAAAGAAAUCCCAAACAAAUCCCCUGAAAACCUCAUGGAUAACAAAUAUUUCAGAGAAAUUCCAGAAUUUCACCUUUCCAGGAGGAAGAUUUUGACAUGUGAAUCAGCUAAAGAGCUGUCUGCAAAGAUUGUCAAAUACACAAGAAGUGACUCAGAACACGGAGACGGUAAAGAUGUAAAGAGGUGGUAUUGGCCACUAGUGAAGUGUGUGACUGUCAGGGUGCCUAGGAAUGACCUUCUCCAGCAUGUCACACUUGUGGAUCUUCCUGGAAAUGGGGACCGUAACAAGAGCAGAGAUAAAAUGUGGAAAGGGGUUGUUGGAAGUUGUUCUACUGUGUGGAUUGUGACUGACAUUAAUCGAGCAGCAGCAGAGAAAGAACCCUGGGAGAUCCUGGAAAGUACCAGUAGCCUCAUGGGAAAUGGUGGCCAGUGUCAGCAGAUUCACUUUAUCUGCACCAAGUCUGAUUAUAUUGCAGAUUCGGCUUUUCAUUCAGCAGCUGGCGUUCGUGCUCUCAUAUUCAAAAGAAACAUGCAAGCCAAGGAAGCAGUGAGCAAAGAAUACAGGAAACUUAACAAAGUUAAGAAACAUUUCAGUGAUGACUGCUUCAAAGUGUUCACAGUGAGCUCCGAAGAGUUCCUACAGACAGAACGUCUAAACCCAGAUGAAACUGAAAUACCCAAACUUCAGGGGUUUCUGCAAAAUCUCAAUGACUGUCACUCAGAGACAUUAAACUAUGUGUCUGGAGCUUAUGGGAUUCUCUCUCUGAUUCAAGGGGCCAGCUGUAGAGAAGUGGCUGACCAAAAAACAGAUGUGUGCACAGAGCUUGAAGAAAAGAUGAGGCAUGAACUUGAUAGAGUCAGAAAACCCAUGGAAGAGGCUCAUGAGGCUUUUGAAAAAUGCCUUAACAAGGGGGUUGAAAAAUCUAAAAGUUCAUGUGAACGAGUCUUGAAGUCCGUCUUACAUCCUACAUGGGUAAAAGGGGGCGGUUUUCACAAGAUAUUGAAGUGUAUCGUUGCGAACAAUGGCACCCACAAACCAAAAAGCCGGAAACAAAUAAACCUCAAUGUGAAGUUAGCUUCAUGCCUGACUGACAGCAUUGAUGAGGAAUUCAAGAAGACCUUCCCAAAUGAAGGAAAAUGUGGACCAUUCAACGGGGUCAUCAACACGUUUUCACUUGACACAACAAGGCUGAUUCAGAAGUACAAAGAUGUCGAACUGCAGCUGAUAUUUCUCAAGACAGAGGAAAAAAAAAUGAAGACAAAACUCAACAAAAUCAUCCGGGAGCGUAAGAAAACAAUCUACAGCAGUCUGACAACAACAAUCCAGGAAACCAUGCAAGAUUGCUAUAAAAAAGCAGCAGAAAUUAGAGGACAGGACUCGCUGAAAAAUAUGAGGGACACUAUUGAGAAGCAUGUACAUGAUUCAAAGAACACCAUGUUUGAGCAGGCUAAAGAUGUUAUGUUGAACCAGCUGAGAUGCUUGAAGGAGGACAUCCUGAAGAAACUGGAGGAAACAAUGCAGGAAUCAAUCGAACUGUCACUCAAGACAGAUGGUGACUCAAUCCCAGAUGUUACAGGGGAGCUUGAGAUGGUAAAGCAACAUUACAAUGAACUGAGAGGAAGCGCAGAUGAGGAAACACUAAUUUGCGCUGAUCCACCCGGCCCAGUAGCUGCACCGUGACGUGUGCAGGUUUGCUGGGUGGAGAGAAACAGCAGAGGCCUGAUUACCCACUGAAGGUCCCUGCGGCCACGCUGAUUAGAGACGUGAGGCCUCUGGAUUUGGUCUCAACCAUUUUUAUCAAGUUGUUAUCCCUGUUUUCUUUGAGUGUUGUUUUGAUUUAUACUUUGAGUUUGCUUCUUGUGAAUUACAUGCAGAGAGAUUUUAGCUGUUUUUGGGGGGGGUAUUUUUGCCUUUAAUUAAUUGUAGAUCAGAGGCAGACAGAAACUGUGGGGAGGGGGGGGGGUUGACGAGCAGCAAAGGUCCACAGUUGGAUUCAAACCAGGGGCGUUGUGGUUUUACUUUUAGUUUUUAAUGAUAUUACAGUGUUUUUCUUGUUCUUGGGUAUAUUUUCAUGUUUUUGUUGAUUGGGAUGGGCGCGCUGACAUUUCAGUGAUUUUAUGGAUGUCUACAUUAAACCUUGAAUCUCGAUUACAGUACAUACUGUAGACUGGAUUUGACAUAAACUUUAGGCUUUUCAAAGAAUGAUCUUAAUCUUUUUUCUUUCUUGUUCAAGGACAAAACUGUUGCUUGCUUAAAACAUCAUCUAGUUAUAUUGAUAGAACUAGAUGAUGUUUUAAGCAAGCAACAGUUACCAGCAAGUUAUAAAUGUGUACACACGAUAAGAACAAUUUCAGCACACAAACAGCUUUACUGAAAAAAACUAUGAAACUAAAGCUUCUUGGUAGCUCCUCCAGGAAUUUGUGAUUGCAACACUUAAAUGUAAUGCUUGCAAAUGUUUGUCAUAAGCACUGAUUUCUACACUGAAUAAUCCAAGUCAGAGCCACGUGUUAUGUGCACUGGUCAAAAAGUAAAUCCUCAAUAAGCUUUUUACAGAAACAUAAUGGUCUGAUACUUGAAUGAAGUUGUCUUCUGUGGCAGCACUGUCAGGCUGUGUAUUCGUCUCAACAUGUUCCAAAACCAUUUCUAACUUCAUAUGAACCACAUCUAACUGUUUAUCCAUGCCUUUGUCAUAUUGCUAUGGUCUUUCUGUUGUAGCAGCCGAUAAACUCAUUAAACCAUGUGAUCUCUGUCAGUGCAAGGAGGGGACAGUUAUUAUAAGUUAUUAUUAUAAUAUUCAAGUGAUUAUAAUAAAAGUGAUUGUUCAUUAAUACUUAA
Messenger RNA from Siniperca chuatsi (mandarin fish), 3843 nucleotides. Its product is annotated as nuclear GTPase SLIP-GC-like. The coding region runs from base 607 to 2688 and encodes 693 amino acids. Lineage: Eukaryota; Metazoa; Chordata; Actinopteri; Centrarchiformes; Sinipercidae. Gene Ontology annotation, molecular function: GTPase activity. The transcript is spliced from 18 exons. The record is from RefSeq and is a predicted model, not a curated record.